GAAGAAAAAUAACAUAUAUAAAAAAAUAUUUCCAACUUCGUCGUUGUGAAUUUGUGACUUGUGAUCCAAUUCCAAGCCCCUCUCUCUUGACUCUCUCUCUCGCUAUCUCUCUCUGCAACUUGGGAAGUUCGUUCAGACUUUUUGGGGCAGAUGAAGUGCUUCCAUUUCACUAAUGGGGAGAGGCGGGACGACGAGGAACCCGGCAUCGUUUGUCGGGCGGCGUCGAAGGUGUCGUGGGCGCGUUCGCUCAGCGUGGCCUCCAGCAGCUACGACACCACUCGGCGGUCUGAGUUCGACUCGGACGCGAGGAACCUGUCCGACUCGGUCGCCUUCCAGGAGUUGCUGAGCCUGCGGCGAGCCAAUGAUCUGAGGGUGUUCAAGUUCUCGGAGCUCAAGUCGGCAAGCAGAGGGUUCAGUAGGGCCCUGCUGAUUGGGGAAGGAGGGUUUGGGUGCGUUUACAGAGGGAUCGUCAAGGGCUCUGACGACGAUGCCACUAAAAUGGACGUUGCUAUCAAACAGUUGAAUCGUAAUGGCUUCCAGGGGCAUAAGGAGUGGAUUAAUGAAGUAAACUUAUUGGGCGUUGUCAAGCACCCAAAUCUUGUUAAGUUAGUGGGAUACUGUGCAGAAGAUGAUGAAAGGGGGAUUCAACGGCUUCUGGUUUAUGAACUUAUGCGUAAUAAAAGCUUGGAGGACCAUCUAUUGGUUCGAUUUCCAUCAUCUCUCCCGUGGAUGACAAGAUUAAAAAUUGCUCAAGACGCAGCCCGUGGAUUGGCGUAUCUGCAUGAAGAAAUGGAUUUUCAGCUAAUAUUCCGCGAUUUUAAACCGUCAAACAUUCUGCUAGAUGAGGAAUUCAAUGCAAAGCUUUCGGACUUUGGACUGGCAAGGCAGGGACCUCCAGAGGGAACGAGUCAUGUUUCUACAUCAGUUGUGGGCACCAUAGGAUAUGCGGCGCCGGAAUAUGUACAAACUGGGAGGUUGACUGCCAAAAGUGAUGUAUGGAGCUUUGGAGUGGUUCUCUUUGAGCUCAUCACAGGAAGGAGGGCGGUGGAGAGAAAUUUGCCACGGAGUGAGCAGAAGCUUUUGGAAUGGGUCAGGCCUUAUGUUUCAGACUCGAAGAAAUUCCACCUCAUUGUGGACCCUCGGCUUGAAGGACAGUUUUGCAUCAAAUCAGCUCAAAAACUUGCAUCAUUAGCUAACAGGUGUCUAUCAAAACAACCGAAGUCUCGCCCAAAAAUGAGUGAGGUGGUUGUGGUUUUAGGAAGCAUCAUAGAUGAGCUGUCAUCUCAAGAUGAGGUUGUCCCUGAACCUGUUAUUGAAACAGAAGAAGCAAAGGAAGAAACUGUGGAGGAGACCGAGAUCGAGACUACCAAACAUGGAAACAAAAAAAGGGUUUUCGAUAUAAGAGAAAUGGUAAACUUUAGAAACAAAUCUAUUGGGAAGCUAGAUUGGAGAAACUGGACCCCGAUAAGAACUUGGUGAUUAAGCUAUCAGCCAAGUUUAUGGCAGAAGAAAAAAAAGAAAAAAAAAGCUUCAUCCAUUUGAUUUGCUCGUUGUCGGAAAUGAAAGAUGGGUGCAUUUCUACCUUCACAUUGAAGACAAUAGAUGCUUGUUCUUCAAAGCUAAUAGAGGUAUGAGGUUCUUCUCCAUUUUUUUCUUUUUUACCAGAUGGUUGUAAAUAUAAUUUGUAAAGGAGGCUGCACUUUAGAGGCAUGCAUCCUUUUCUGUAUUACACAAAAUGAGGCGCAAAUUCAUGCUCUCCCCCGUAAUGAGUAUCACCGUCCUAGUGGUGAGCGUGAA
This is a messenger RNA of Prunus avium (sweet cherry), 1797 nucleotides long. Its product is annotated as Protein kinase superfamily protein. Gene Ontology annotation, molecular function: ATP binding; protein kinase activity. Gene Ontology annotation, biological process: protein phosphorylation. NCBI's taxonomy places the organism in Eukaryota, Viridiplantae, Streptophyta, Magnoliopsida, Rosales, Rosaceae. The record is from RefSeq and is a predicted model, not a curated record.